Messenger RNA from Octopus sinensis (East Asian common octopus), 2550 nucleotides. RefSeq lists its product as uncharacterized. The transcript has 7 exons. The record is from RefSeq and is a predicted model, not a curated record. Gene Ontology annotation, molecular function: integrin binding. Gene Ontology annotation, cellular component: integrin complex; external side of plasma membrane. NCBI's taxonomy places the organism in Eukaryota, Metazoa, Mollusca, Cephalopoda, Octopoda, Octopodidae. Gene Ontology annotation, biological process: cell adhesion mediated by integrin; integrin-mediated signaling pathway; cell-matrix adhesion. The coding region runs from base 61 to 1311 and encodes 416 amino acids.
CUUAGGUUCGAGAAGCAAUGUUUAUCUGAUGAUGAAUGCAAAGCUGAUCUCGUGUUAUUCAUGCGGAACAUGGGCAGAGUAUUUGUAAACGAAACGAAAAAGAUCACUUUAGAAGUCACCAUUUCAAACCACCAAGACGACGCCUUUAGCACAACAGCUAUGUUUAAAUUUGGUGACAAAAUCAGUUAUUAUGGUAUGAAGAACAUUAGAAAUGGCGGUGUGAGUUGCCUGGAACAAAGAGAACGAGUAGAAUGCGAUAUCGCUAACCCUUUGAGUAAAGACGAAAAAGUGGAAUUCUUGCUGGAGUUCAAAGUUUCAAUAAUUGUUUUAGAAGAAAUAGACCAACCUAUUGUUGUGGAAGGAGAAGUAAUGACACAAUCUGAAGAAAAACAUCCCAAAGACAACAUCAGACAGCUGAAGAUUCCUCUGGAAUUACAAGCUGUACCAGAAUUAAAUGUGAAAACAGCGUCUACGCCAGUGAAAUAUAACAAGGAAGAUCAAUUAUCUAUCAAUAACUCUGAUUCAUUUGUAAUGGCCACUGACUUCAUAAUCCAUAAUUUGGGACCGAGUUAUCUCCCAGAAACGACUGCCAUGUUUAGUAUUCCAAUGACUGUUCCUGAUGGCAACAUGCUUUUUGCCUCUACAGAUAUACAUGUAACCAGAGGGAAUAUCAGCUUAGAGUGUGAUAUCAAAUUAGAAGAUAAUGGAACCAGCCCAACCAUUUCACCUUUAACCACAACACAAAAAGAAGUUUCUACUUUACCAGCUGAAAGUCUUAGUAAAGAAUCCACUGCUAACGUCCAAAGAAAUAUCCUUGUCACCAAACAGGCAGUUACAAGUUGCCAACUUGCAACAUGUCUUACGGUGCGUUGUAAAGUCCCAGAAAUUGCUGCCUACAAGCAAACUAUUUUAAGCCUUCAUCUGAAUUUUUCAAAUGCACAUGAAGUUUUUAAGAUUCUUGAUUACCUUCAAAUCGCAAUAGACAUGGAAAUGAUUAACGACGCAAACACAUAUUUGGCUCCUUGGAAGAGAACUCAUUCAAUAAGAGUUCAGCUGUCUUUCUUGGCAGACCUGAUAUCCGGAAAACCUAUCAACUAUAUAUGGGUGGCUGCAGCCAGUGCAGCUGGGGCCUUUUGUUGUAUAAUGUUUUUGUGGUUCCUUAUAUGGAAAUACCGUUGCUGUGUCACGAAAAUGCAACGCGAAAUCCAUGUUAUCAAGAGAGAAAGUAUCAAACGAAGAACCAGACGCCAGACAUCGCAUGAAGGAGUUCAAUACAAAAGUAUCGGCGGUGAAUGCUCUUCAAAACUGUAAAAUACUAUUUGAUUGAACAUUUCUUAAUGAAAAGGACUUGCAAACAUAUUAAAAUGGGAAAUUUAAAAGAAGGGUUAAACGAAUGUGUAUGUAAAAUAUUCAUAAAUUUGUAGCUAGAAAUUUUUAGUAGUCAAUGUUCAAUGUAUAUCGGGGGAAAAGAGUUGGCAAUAAUUUAAAAGAGGCAGAAUCGAAGUGGUUAUGUCAAGUUUACGAUUGGAGAUAAAAGUCGUGCUGAUAACAACAAAUAUUUCAAAUUGCGACGAAGAUAAGCAACAAUAUAAUCGGAUAUUAAAUCAAUAAAUAUAAUAUUAACCGAUGAUGUCGAAAAAAUAUUUUAAAGAAUUAGUGUUCUUUUAGCUUUAUGUAGUUUAAAUCUUUAACAAAAAUUUUCUAAAUUAAGAAUUCAAAAAGUUGACGACAUACUUUUAUGGAGAUUUCUACGAAUGGGAUGCUUUCUUUCUCAGUGUUUACAUAAGCGGUGGAAGUUUUUAGGUAAAUAUUAUUCUGGAUUUUUCUCAAUAUUUUCCUGGCAGUAGAUAAUUGUUCGAUCAGAAAUGAUUGAUGACAUCACGCAAAAGUAUUUAACUUUUCUAUCUUUGUCACACCGUGUUGAGGUCAUUCAAGCGUUCGCAAAAUCUGUUAAAAAUUUCAGCUAAAUUUCCUAAAAGUAUCCUAAAAAUCUUACGGAAUGAAGGCCACAUUGCAUAAGGUAGCCUUAAAUAUAGGUAAAAUGUUAAAAUGCAUUUUUUUGUUCUUUGCUUAUGGUUUUGCUCAACCAGGACUGACCUGGAGUUAAACUCCAGGUAUCAACUAUUUAAAUAUCAACUACUCACAACAUUUUUUUGUUUUACUCAAAAUUAUAAGACUCUUCUAGAACUUAUUAACGUUUCAAAAAUUAAAAAUAAAGCAACCCCAAAACCCGCUACUGAGACAAAUUUUUACUUUCGUUAAUUUCUCUUUCAAUCAUUCUUACCAAUAAUCGAGAACAGUCUUCCAGGUUUUAUCCGUCUACAAAAUGUAAUUUUUGAUGUCGUUGGUGGGCAUGUGUUUUCCUGUAUUCAUCAGAUAUUACCUAUUAUAAAUCAGAAGAAAAGUAAGUUAACGAGAAUAUUUCACCUGUUUCUUUUUCCAAAGUCUUGCAAUUAUCUCUUCUUUGUUUACGUUCUAAUACAGCUAUGCCUAUUUUUUUAUUAGGUAAAAUAAAUAAAAGUAAUAAAGAUUCCAUUCCAUAAUCUCUAA